Caenorhabditis angaria is the source of this 3286-nucleotide messenger RNA. The record is from the annotation of a GenBank genome assembly. Lineage: Eukaryota; Metazoa; Nematoda; Chromadorea; Rhabditida; Rhabditidae.
AUGGAAGAUCGACCGAGUUAUUCGUCACAUCCAGGUUCGUUUUCUUUUUCUUUUUUCCCAUGGAGAUUUGAAUUUUUAAAAUUUUGAAAAUGGAAAACUAAAACUGAGUGCACUUGAAAUUCUGGGUCACGUGGAAAAAUGUUGAGAAUUAUUGAAAUAUUUUUGUUGUUGAAAAAUUGAAAAAAUUUAUGAAAAAUAGUUUGAAUUUUGGAAUAACUUAGAAGUAUAAAAGUUCUAUAUAAAUUAGGUUAUCUAGUUAGUUUUGAGAAAAAUCUAGAAACUCUAGAAUUCAAAAUUUCUUUGGUAUAAAUAGGUAACUGGAAUCCAGAAAGAUCUAGUUAUCUAAAAGUUCAGGGCGAAUUAUUUAAUGAAAUCAUCCAAAAAAAUUAUCCAAACUCACGAGCUUUCUGAUUACUACAAAAAAUGUUAGCAAAUUGCUUCGUCAUCUUUUCUUUGUCUUCUUCUUCACCCCAUCAAAGAACAAAAGCCUAUUCUAGCUUAGGCUGUGCCCUUCUCUGUGCCCCCGAAAAAAUUCAAUUAUCCUGAUUAAAUUCAAGUAACAACCUAAAAGUACACAUUCUUUUCUUUUCAUUCGAAAAGUUCUCUUUUUAUCCACUCAAGAAGUUUUGGGAAGCCAAUAAAUCUGAAUCUCUGACUCUACUUGAAUAUUCUAAUAAUUCAUGGUCCCCUGGGGGCCCUCCCAAAAAUUCCUUUUUUUUUCUUGCUGCUUUUUCUUGUGGUGUAAGCUGUGGUGUGGUCUUUUUUCGCCCCAAAAAUAGCCAAGAAGAAGCAAAAGAAGAGGAAGAAGAAGGGAAAAGAAGAGGGGAGGGAAAUCGAUUUGGCUCUCUCCGUUUUUGCUCCUUUUUUCUCCUACCCCCACGUCUCCUCUAUUUCAUUUCUUCACAGAGACUCUUCUCUUUUUACUACUACUUUUCUUAGCCUGUUUUUUCUAAAAAAAAAAAACAUUUUUUGAAGAUUUUUCUGUUUUUGUAUGACUUUGUUGAAAAAGGAGAGUUUAGGAUAUCGGGAUUUGCCAAUUUUGUCCUGAACUUCAUCGAAUUCAAAAAAUUCGACUCGAGGUAUCCAAAAUUGUUGGAACUUAUCAAACGGAUUAAUGUAAAAAAUGUUUUCCAAUCUACUAGGCCAGGGGAUUCUAGGCCCUCAAAAUCUUAUUUGUAGUCUUCCGGAAACUAUCUGGGUCACCAAAAUUAUGUUCAUGGGUUUCUAGGUCUCCUUGUUGAAUAAUCUGAUCCGACUUCAAAAAAUUUCGAGCCUCAAUAAGAACCCUAAGAAAUCAACCAAAGAAUACAACAAAAAAAACAAGAAGAAAAAGAAUGAAAAAAGGUCCAAUUAGAGCGAGCGUCUUUUUUCUCUAUCAUCAUCAUUUUUCUGCACUAUAUACACGUCAUUUUAAGUCAAUUCAAUUUGUGAUAUCAUUUUUAUUUUUUUUAAGGUAGAAGUGUAGUGGUGGACGAGGAUCACAAUUCACUUCUGGCCUCCUCGUCGUUGUCAUCAUUGAUACGUGGAACACGUGGACAUUUCAAUAGUUUUAUCGAAUCUGUCGGAAAUGUGAGUUUUGAAUUUUUGAACUGCUUUGAAUAUCAAUUCUGGUUUCUUCAAUUUGUUUCAUGAUUGUACAAUUUUCUAAACUUAAAUGAUUAUUCAAAAAUACACUCACUGACUCCCAAAUAUGUUUUGCAGUGGCUAGUUCCAUCAUCUGGCCGCGAAGACGACGUCGUUUCAUUGGACAGUUGUCAAUCGGGUUUCAGUCCGGUUCACGGGUAUGUGUUUUUCCGAGAAUUUAUUUUCUAGGCACACUUUUUAUUGUUAGUACAAAAGCGCAAGACACAGAAAAAAGAGAAAAAUAUGCUUCAUAUGAUUUAUAAGUUGUCUCCGGGGAUUUUCUAUACAACUUCUGGGCUCAUUCAUAUUUAUUUUUUCUGUCUUCAGCGGACUUUCAAUGGACUCGCCAUCAACUCAUCAUGUUCCCGACAAUUAUUAUGCGGUGACAAUUGGCGAGGCUCAAAUGGUCGUUCUGAAACGCUAUCAAAAUUUACGGUUAAUAGGUUCGGGAGCGCAGGGGAUUGUGUGCUCCGCAUUGGAUACUGUGAGAAAUGAACAAGUGGCUAUCAAGAAGUUGUCACGGCCUUUUCAAAAUGUGACACACGCAAAAAGAGCAUAUCGAGAGCUCAAAUUGAUGAGCUUAGUGAAUCAUAAAAAUGUAAGAACAACUUAUUUUUGGAUUCUGACUUUUAUAUUAUUUUUUACAGAUCAUAGGAAUAUUAAAUUGUUUUACACCGCAAAAAUCGUUGGACGAAUUCAAUGAUUUAUACAUUGUUAUGGAGUUAAUGGACGCAAAUUUGUGUCAAGUGAUACAAAUGGAUUUGGAUCAUGAAAGAUUAUCUUAUUUGUUGUAUCAGAUGUUGUGCGGAAUUCGGCAUCUUCAUAGCGCUGGAAUAAUUCAUAGGGUACGGAUAAUGGGGGUCUUGAAACUUGGAUGGGAUUGUUGGAGAUGUUGAUGAAAUAGUCUGAUAGUUCAUUUUUCACAAGACCGUAAAUUUGCAGGAUCUAAAACCUUCGAACAUUGUGGUACGCAGUGAUUGCACUUUGAAAAUUCUUGACUUUGGUCUUGCUCGCACCGCCGUUGAAGCAUUUAUGAUGACACCAUAUGUAGUCACAAGAUAUUAUCGAGCACCGGAAGUCAUUUUAGGAAUGGGAUAUAAGGAAAAUGUUGAUGUCUGGUCGAUUGGUUGUAUAUUUGGAGAGUUGAUUAGAGGGCGAGUUCUUUUCCCAGGUGGUGAUCAUAUUGACCAGUGGACUAGGAUUAUCGAGCAACUUGGGACACCAGAGCGCAGUUUUUUGGAGCGGUUACAACCGACGGUUAGGAAUUAUGUUGAGAAUCGACCAAGAUAUGCGGCGACACCUUUCGAUGUUUUAUUUUCGGAUAACAUGUUUCCACCAGCAGCAGAUUCAUCAAGGCUAACCGCUGGACAGGCUAGAGACUUGCUAUCUCGAAUGCUGGUGAUAGAUCCAGAACGUCGAAUUUCAGUUGAUGAUGCUCUCCGGCAUCCGUAUGUUAAUGUUUGGUUCGAUGAAGUUGAGGUAACUUCCUAUUUUCCUGAAACAAACUUAUUUUCUAAACCGAAUUUUUCUGAAGGUCUACGCUCCUCCACCAAUGCCCUACGAUCAUAAUUUGGAUGUCGAGCAGAACGUGGAUUCGUGGCGUGAGCACAUUUUCCGCGAACUAACUGAUUAUGCUCGAACACACGAUAUUUUUUCGUGUUGA